AAAACAGUUUAGCUCUUUAGAGAAGCUAUAAAACUGACCUUCCUUUGAGCAGAUUGAGUUUCUGGAGCAUCACAUUUGUGGGGUCGAUUAAAUGCUCAAAAUGGCCAGAAAAAUGUCUUGACUGUAUUUUCUAUUCAUUUUACAACUUAUGGUGGUAAAUAAAAGUGUGACUUUUCAUGGAAAACACAAAAUUGUCUGGGUGACCCCAAACUUUUGAACGGUAGUGUACCCGCCAAAUGACAAAUUAAGUCUCCUCGGGCGACCGGACCACCACGAAUUUCGAGCCCUGUUUAUCGUUGUCAUGGGCAACGAUGGCUUAAAUCAGCGUUUCUGAACCUUUUUUCAGUCACGGCACCCUUCAGAAGUAUGCAAAUUCUCAAGGAACCCCCAUAUAAAAUAUACGCAGUCACGCUGACCAUACGCUGACCCCGGCAGUGACGUUGUGACAUGGGAAAGGGGACCGUGAGACAAAUUUUGAUGAUGCUUGAGGCGGCGAUGCUCUGCAUUAGUGUAACUAUCAUUUUUUUGGAAUUUUAAUUCAUUUUAUUUAUUUCAGUGUUAGAAUAUAUAAUUUUUUGACGGCACCCCUAAUGAAGCCAGACUGCACCCCAGUUGAGAAAGGCUGGCUUAAAUGACCAAAUAUGAGGUUUUUUUUGAUUAUUUUUUUUUUUUAAUUAAUAAAACCAGCCAGCUCCGUGGGAACAAAACUAACUGCCAGAGCGCGUGGUUGUUCAAAGUUUCUGUGGCAGUGGGUGGCAUUGAUUUAAAAAAAAAAAAAUCCUCCAGGAGCAGGAGGAGAGAAGGUCCUACGCCUACAACUUGUGCAGUCCUAUGGCCCUUGCAAGUCAGGUAACCCAUGUAGAGCCAUGGGAAAAAGGUAGCAGAAAGACAGCGGGGCAAACUGGGAUGUGCGGAGGGGUGCGGGGUGUUGGCACAGGUGGUAUCGUCUCCACAGCUUUCUGUCUACUGUAUAAGCUGUUCACGCUAAAACUGACCCGCAAACAGGUGAUGGGUCUCAUUACACAUACAGAUUCCCCAUACAUUCGGGCGCUUGGCUUCAUGUAUAUACGAUACACACAGCCCCCUGCAGACCUGAUAGAGUGGUUUGAGCCCUUCCUAGAUGAUGAGGAGGAGCUGGAUGUGAAGGCUGGAGGUGGAUGUGUGAUGACUGUUGGUGAGAUGCUGCGCUCCUUCCUCACAAAGCUUGAAUGGUUCUCCACACUAUUUCCACGCAUCCCGGUGCCGGUGCAGAAGACCAUCGACCAGCAGAUGAAGAACCGACCACGCAAACCACCACAGAAACAGGGCAAAGAGGAUGAGGAGGAUGGAGACUGGCACCGCUUAAGGUCCCCAAGAAGAACGCCGAGCCCUCGGAAAUCCCCAAACCGUUCCCGCAGCCGCAGUCACCACCGAGAACGACGUGGAGCCAGCUUCGACCGCGAGCUUCAGAGAGAGAGGGACCGCCAGCGCAAAGAUAGAGACAGGGAAAGGGACAAAGUGGAGAGAGACAGGGUUGCAGACAGGGGCAGAGAUCAAGAGCGGGAUCGUCGGCAUUCCCGAACCCCAGAUCGAGCCUCAGAGCGGCGAAAAACCCGGGAACAGAGGAAAGAGCGGGAUGGAGACAGUGAAAGAGAGCGAAGCCGUCGGAAGGAACGGGAGCACAAAGAGCGCACCAGUGGUGGAGAGCGAAACCGUGAGCGUUCAAAAGAUAAGAGGGCCAAAGGAGAAGCAGAUGAACGGCGUCAUAAAGAUGAGCGAGAGGAGAGGAGGCACAGGGAGGAGCGCAAGAGCAAGCGGUCAAGCCAAAGCAGGAGUAGAGAGAGGCGGCACAAAGGUGAGCACUCGAGCAGGAAAGGUUCUCGGUCACGCUCCAGGAGUCGUCAGGAACCAGAGGAGAAGAGCAGGAAGCGUGAGUCCAGCCACAGCAAGGAGCAUAUGCACAAACGCAGUCACAGCCAAGAACGCAGUCACCGCAGAGAUGCCAGCAAUGGCAAAGACCAUAUGAGAACAGACAUUGAAGUAACUCCAUGAGCUUACUUUCCUCACACUUGUCUUUUCCGUCUUGUUUUGGGACCUUGUCGUGCACCCCUACCUUUUGUCCUAAGUCACUUAGUGUAGAUGUCAUAAAACCUUUUCUGUUCCAUCACACUUUAAGCCAUUAUGGACAUGAGAAAUUCUUUUUAAAUAUUUUUGUUUUGAGGAAACCUUCUAGAAUGUUUGGACAUGUAUAAUUCUGGAGAAUGUUUUAAAUCAUACAGAUUAAUAUGUGCUGAGUGAAACUGGCAGCAUGGCAAAAGCAUAAUUGCUGUAAUUGUGCUGUGUUGCAUCUUGUUUCUUAAUAAAAAUCUUGUAUGAAAAGACAA
This is a messenger RNA of Neoarius graeffei (lesser salmon catfish), 2363 nucleotides long. It is a transcript of the gene prpf38b, whose product is annotated as pre-mRNA processing factor 38B. The transcript has 6 exons. Bases 832 to 2031 code for a protein of 399 amino acids. The record is from RefSeq and is a predicted model, not a curated record. NCBI's taxonomy places the organism in Eukaryota, Metazoa, Chordata, Actinopteri, Siluriformes, Ariidae. Gene Ontology annotation, cellular component: precatalytic spliceosome.